AUGAGCUCCUCAUCGCUGCUGAGCCUACCCCUGAUCACCCUAGUGAGCGUCUUCACGCCGCCGCUCUUCAUGCUCAUGGGCGCAGUCUCCACGGCGCAGUUCGGCGUGCUCUUCCGCGCAAUCGUCUACGCUGCUCGUAGCGCCGAGUUCCCCCGCUUCCUGUCCCCGCUGAAACCAGGUCUGGAGCAGCUGGCUACGUUCAUGGAGUCGUCCCUGGGCCCCGCGCACCGCUUCUCGCCCAACUUCACGCAGUGCAUGCUCGCCGCGAUCCUCAUCUGCCUCCUCGUCAAGCGUCCAUGA
Molecule: messenger RNA, 300 nt
Organism: Pedinophyceae sp. YPF-701
Lineage: Eukaryota; Viridiplantae; Chlorophyta; Pedinophyceae
Source: the annotation of a GenBank genome assembly